Molecule: messenger RNA, 762 nt
Organism: Morus notabilis
Lineage: Eukaryota; Viridiplantae; Streptophyta; Magnoliopsida; Rosales; Moraceae
Product: 54S ribosomal protein L19, mitochondrial
Biological process (GO): translation
Cellular component (GO): ribosome; large ribosomal subunit
Molecular function (GO): structural constituent of ribosome; large ribosomal subunit rRNA binding
Source: RefSeq, a predicted model, not a curated record
AAAACCUCCAAUUCACUAGACAUCAAUCAUCAAUGGCGACUCUAAAGGAGAUCCUAAUGCGGCGCCCAGUGGCUGCCAGGGGGGGGGGCGCCCGGCCACCCCCGCCGGUGGGGCCGGCGCUGGGGCAGUACAGGCUGAACUUAAUGGCGUUCUGUAAGGACUUCAACGCCCGUACUCAGAAGUACAAGCCCGACACUCCGAUGGCCGUCACCAUCACGGCCUACAAGGACAACACUUUCGACUUCAUCGUGAAGUCUCCGGCUGCCACGUGGUACCUGAAAAAAGCGGCGGGGAUCGAGGGCGGGAGCAGCCGGCCGGGACACUUGGAGGCGGCGACGCUGUCGGUAAAGCACAUCUACGAGAUCGCGAAGAUCAAGCAGUCGGAUCCGUUCUGCCAGUACAUGCCCUUGGAGUCAAUCUGCAAGUCGAUCAUUGCGACGGCUAAUUCCAUGGGGAUUAAGGUCGUUAAUCACUUGGAGGAUUGAUAUUUCUUCAUUUAAUUGCUGCUUCUUUUUUUUUCCCCCCGGAAGAAUUCUAGGGUUUUGAUUGGGAUUCCCUUGUGAUUUCUGGCGUUGUGUUAGGUUGUAGGUUCCAAAGGAAAGAUACUUUGGAGGUUGAUGAGAAAAUCUCACAUACUGUUGAAAAACACUUGGUUCAUUUUCAUGAAUUUCUGGACUGGAAGUGUAAUGAAUGAGAAUUACUUGUUGAAGCUUUUGAUGAUUCAAUGAUGGAUUUUGUUAGGAAAUAUACUUCCUUUUUCAA